AUGGACUAUUCCGGACCUAUUAGUGGUCCUUCAAGACGAGAAGACUUAUCUACGGGAGCAUCACAGUCUCUCCCCACAGCCUCACAACCACCAUAUAUCGAUGGUCUUGGCUAUGAAAACGGUCACGGCCACUCCUAUGAACCCACCUACAAUGGUGAUCGAGCCACGAGAAAUCACCAAAUCCAAUCCCAGGUAUCCAAAGAGCCGGUCUAUUCCGCUGCUGAAAGUGCAGAUCCUUCUCAGCUUGCGCUCCCAGUAUUAGAAGAGUCCGUUUAUGCAUCCGAAGAGAGCUCAGACGCUCCCUCAACGCCAUACUCGAUGCCCGAUGACUACGUCUUAACCCCACCCCGAAUUCACUCCCCGAGGCCCAACGAGUCUUCUCGCCACGGUACUGAGGGCGCAGACGCUUGUCCGACCUCACUCCCAAUGUAUUCAGCCAUCCCACGACAGAUAUCACAUCGGACAUAUGCCCAAACGCCACUGUCGUGGAAGAGUCUCAAACUAAGCGUACGAGUAAGCAUACACGUGGACAAUAUACGCCUAGAGAUGUUUGAAAAGGUGAUUGCGGAAGAAGUUGAGAGACGAUUCGAUGCACACGUAACACUUGCCCAAGAUGCGCGUCUUCUUCAUGGCCUAGAGAACGGAGAGAUAAUAUACCUGAGUGGUGAUGUUAUCGACGAAAGUGAUACGCUACGCGUGAUUGCGCGUGAUGUAGAGGCAUUGCAGCGCGAGAUGGACAUAUUUAGAUUCAUGACCUCAUUUACGCGGUUGCAUGGAUCGGUCGUGGUCUGCGGAAGCAACAACCCAAUCGGGAGUGUGUUGUUACGUAGCAACACAGUCCUCAUUGCACCCGAUGAAUCGGUAGUAUGA
Messenger RNA from Pseudogymnoascus verrucosus, 870 nucleotides. RefSeq lists its product as uncharacterized. The record is from RefSeq and is a predicted model, not a curated record. Lineage: Eukaryota; Fungi; Ascomycota; Leotiomycetes; Thelebolales; Thelebolaceae. The transcript has a single exon. The coding region runs from base 1 to 870 and encodes 289 amino acids.